Molecule: messenger RNA, 4251 nt
Organism: Scaptodrosophila lebanonensis
Lineage: Eukaryota; Metazoa; Arthropoda; Insecta; Diptera; Drosophilidae
Product: sarcalumenin
Exons: 11
Coding region: 377-3358 (993 amino acids)
Molecular function (GO): calcium ion binding
Source: RefSeq, a predicted model, not a curated record
AAAUAAGCAAAUUAUUUAGCUGACAAUCGUCGAAAGGGACACAAAGGAUUACCCAGCCGACGAUUGUUGGUUAAAUGGCUAAAGGCACGGCCGCAUUCAAUGAUAAAGAAAUAAACGCGAAAUCCAAAAACGACCUGCCAAGUGACAAAAAACGAAUAAGUGCAAGAUUCUAAAAAGAAUUAUUUAGCAAAGAAAUUUUGCAUUUAAACGAGCGCAUAUAUAGCGGAUAUAUAUGCAGAAUACGAGCAAGUGAUUUUAUAAUUUUUCCUAAUUAUUCAUAAUUACGGAAAAGUUCGAGAAAAAAUAAAAAUAUAUGACGUGGCAAAAGUGCUAACCACGCUGGGAAACUCAAGGAUACUUUUUUGAUUUGAUUAUUAUGGGGCGGCUAACUAUUUGGUUCCUGCUGGGACUAACGUUAAUCGCCGUCUCCAAUAAUGUUGGGUUUGCCAAUGCCGAUGUCGGACCAAGCGAAUCAGAAUGUCGACCCUACAUUGAAAAGGCUAUAAAUGAAUUGAAAACAGAUGGUGUCACGAGUAGCAAUGGUUCUGGAGAAAUGCAAUCCGAUCAACCGCGUAGGGGGGACGAUGAUGACGACGAUGAUGGUGGGCUUGGGAAUAAUGAGAAAGAAACUGUUGAAAUAACUGAUGUGGAUUCCACAGAGGACGCGAAUAGCGCAAACGACCUCGAUGGAGAUGGCAUUCCUGAUGACGAAGACGAUGACAUUGAUGGCGAUGGUAUACCCAAUAAUCAGGACGAUGAUAUUGACGGCGAUGGAAUACCAAAUGAUGAAGAUGAUGACAUUGACGGCGAUGGAAUACCGAAUGAGAAGGACGAUGACAUUGAUGGCGAUGGUAUACCUAAUGACGAAGAUGAUGACAUCGACGGUGACGGAAUACCAAACACUGAGGACGACGACAUUGAUGGCGAUGGAAUACCUAACACCGAGGAUGACGACAUUGAUGGCGAUGGAAUACCAAACACCAAGGAUAACGACAUCGAUGGCGACGGCAUUCCCAAUGCCAAGGAUGAGGACAUAGACGGUGAUGGCGUGCCAAAUGCCAAGGAUCAUGACAUUGAUGGCGACGGUAUACCUAACAAAGAUGAUGAUGAUUUGGAUGGUGAUGGAAGGCCAAAUGAUGACGACAAUGAUUUGGAUGGCGAUGGCCUGCCAAAUGACGAGGAUGAGGACUUGGAUGGAGAUGGUAAAGCUAAUCAUGAGGACGAUGACCUCGAUGGAGACGGUACCCUCAAUCAUGAGGACACUGACCUCGAUGGCGAUGGCACCCCAAAUGAUGAGGAUGAGGACAUCGAUGGCGAUGGUGUAGAUAACGAAGAAGAUCACGACAUCGACGGAGAUGGUGUGAAGAAUGAUCAGGAUAACGAUAUUGAUGGUGAUGGCCUGCCUAAUUCCGAAGAACCCAAGAGCAUGGACAUCGAUGGCGAUGGUGUGCCAAACGAUGAGGAUGACGACAUUGAUGGCGACAACAAGAAAAACGAAAAAGACGAGGAUAUGGACGGUGAUGGCAUCUUAAAUAUCCAUGACAAAGAUGUGGAUGGUGAUGGUGUGCCAAAUGAGCACGAUGAUGAUAGCCACGAAGUCGACGAUGACGAAGAGGAGGAGGAAGAGGACGUCAAGAAACGUCGUAAGCGCGAUGUGGAUGCAGCUCCAGUUUUGGACGUUGAAGCACCAAAUCCUGCUGAUGAGUUCCCCGUCGAGGAGGAAAUCGUGAAAGUUGUUGAAGAAGUCCCGGUAGAAACCGAGCCUGAGACUGAACCCGAGCCUGUUGUCGAAGAAGAAAAAGCAGAAGAAGAACCUGCUGUGGUAGAAGUCGAGGAAGAAGCCGAGGAAGAAGUUGUCCCACAAGCAGCCGAGGUACAUGAGGAUGUUAUCGAGCCCGAAGCAAUCGAACCACAGACUGUUGAAACUGCCGUUGCUGACGAGCCUCAGGAAGACGAGGAAGACACUCCAGAAGAUGAGCUGCUUUGGGAGGGCGAAGUCCCCCAGAAUCGUCGUAGCCGUCAGCACAUCACAGAGCUACUGCAAUUGGACGACGAGUUCAAUGCACGUGAAAAGGCCACCGACAAUGUCGCCGAGAUUAUCUUGCGCGACAUCAAACGCAUCUACGAGAGUGCCAUUAAGCCACUGGAGACAAUGUACAAAUACCGCGAUUUGAGCAAUCGUCACUUCAGCGAUCCAGAGAUCUUUUCGAAGCCACUGAUUUUGUUCAUGGGUCCAUGGUCCGGCGGCAAGUCGUCUAUUCUUAACUAUUUGACAGACAACGAAUACACGCCAAACUCUCUAAGAACUGGUGCCGAGCCCUCACCGGCCUACUUCAACAUACUGAUGUGGGGCAAUGAGACUGAGGUUUUGGAUGGCACCCAACUGGCCGCCGACUACACGUUCUCCGGCUUGCAGAAGUUCGGUCAGGGUCUUGAGGAACGCUUGCGUGGUUUGAAAAUGAAGAGCAAGUUGCUCGAGAAGGUCAACAUCGUUGAGAUACCCGGCAUUCUCGAAGUGCGCAAGCAGGUCUCGCGCGUAUUUCCCUUCAACGACGCCUGCCAGUGGUUCAUUGAUCGCGCCGACAUCAUCUUUCUGGUCUACGACCCAGCCAAGUUAGAUGUCGGCCCCGAGACCGAGGCGAUACUCGAUCAGCUGAAGGGCCGCGAGUAUCAGACUCGCAUCAUUCUAAACAAGGCAGACACCGUCAAGCCUGAAGAAUUGCUACGCGUGCAGGGCGCACUCAUUUGGAACAUCUCGCCGCUGAUGUCGUCGGCGCAGCCACCACUCAUGUACACCACCUCGUUGUGGACGCAUCCGUAUCAGGAUGGUGCUCCGGCACGCCUGCUACUUGCCCAGGAACGUGCCUUCCUGCGUGAUCUACGCACCGCUAUUGACAAACGUAUUGAACACAAAAUUGCCAGCGCUCGUCGUUUUGCUGUGCGUGUGCGUAAUCAUGCGAAGAUGGUCGACUGUUAUCUGAAUACCUAUUACAACCAUAAGACGCUCUUUGGCAACAAAAAGCGAAUUGCCGAUGAUAUCAUCGAUCAUCCACAGAAUUAUCACAUCUACGAGGGCCUCUCCACGCUUACCAACAUCUCGCGGUAUGACUUGCCCGAUCCGGAAGUCUAUCGUGACUUCUUCCGUUUGAAUCCAUUGUACGAGUUCAAGAAAUUGACGGAAACGUGCACAUAUUUCCGAGGCUGUCCCAUCACCAAACUGGACGUGGCCAUUGCGUACGAGUUGCCCGAGUUGGCUGGCAAAUACAAGAAAAUGUCUGAGGCUGCGCUGUCCAGCAUCGAAGCCAAACAGGCUGAAGUAAUCGAUGCGGAGGCUGAUCCCAAAAAGACGAAGAGUUGAGGUGUUGGCUCCGAUUGGGGAGUAAAACCUGCCAUUUAGUUUGUUUUAGUGAGAGAUAGAGAGAAUGUGACAUCGGCACUAGUAACCGUCUAUGGAGAAUUAACAGCAUCAACUGGGAGAGGGCUACAAGUGAGAGCAAAUCUUUGUUUUCGUACCCAUAUCAACGAGAACAACAGCGUAAGACAAGAGAGCGAGAAUUUGUAGGCGAAUUUUGUUAUUUGAAGUAGCAGCGGUUGCUGUGCAAAUGUUUGGUCUUUAGUCAACUUUUAUUUUCAACUGAGUUGCAACAUUUUUAUUUGAUUAAUUACUAUAUAAUAUAACCGAACUGAGAGCUUAAUGAGAGGGGAGUAAAUGAGAGCAUAUAUUAGCAGAAAAUUAUAUACUUAUAUACACACACACAAGCACACACACAUACUUGUACACGCACGUCUUUGAGCAACACGGUAGAGAGAUAGCACAUGCCAUUGUAGCCGAGUAGAUCAGCUUUUAAUUAAUACAACUACUUAUAGUAAACCUAACGAAUUAGCAAAUCUUACGAUAAUAAAAAUGACGAUUUCUAACACACACACACACAUACUAUACAACCUCCAAGCCACUUAAUCCAACCAACCAACCAAACGAUUGGAAAACACAACCCCGACUGUGAAUUUUCUAUUAGUUGUAACAACAGCGCACGAUUUUGAGAGUUAGCGAGUUUUCAGACUUUUUUUGAGGAAGCAGCAAACAUGUUAGUUUUUGAGACAAACCCUUUUCGAUGGCGUAGUUGAUAAGACUUUUGAUAAAAGUGAACAGUGAAGACGUUUAAAAAAAUAAAAGAAUAACUAUACAUAACUAUUUGCAUGAAUGACCUAAGAGCAUGUGAGAUAAAAUAUUGUAAUAAAAUGAAAUACAUA